Messenger RNA from Hylaeus anthracinus, 1834 nucleotides. RefSeq names its product DEAD-box helicase Dbp80 (gene Dbp80). The coding region runs from base 133 to 1560 and encodes 475 amino acids. Lineage: Eukaryota; Metazoa; Arthropoda; Insecta; Hymenoptera; Colletidae. The record is from RefSeq and is a predicted model, not a curated record. The transcript is spliced from 8 exons. Gene Ontology annotation, cellular component: cytoplasmic stress granule; nucleus. Gene Ontology annotation, biological process: poly(A)+ mRNA export from nucleus. Gene Ontology annotation, molecular function: RNA binding; ATP binding; RNA helicase activity.
UUGUACCAAAAACGUGAGCUUGGACCCUAUGCAACAACGCAAAAAGUAUUCGAUGAACAAGUGUUUGUCAAUUUGCCGUUAUAAUUGAAAUCAAAUUGUCUUCUGAAUUAUCGUAAAUUUAUCAAUGUUAAUAUGGCUUCGGCUAAACUCGAUUGGGGAAAAUAUGUGGACGAACAGGAGAAACUAUCCGCGAAGGUGUCAAACUUAAAUAUAGACAAGCAACUUAAAGAGAACACAACUAAUACAGAGUCCAAGAGCGACGAUGGCUCAGAUGAACUUAUUUCACCUGCAGAAAAAUCAUUACUGCAAAAAAUUAUACGUAAGGGUUUGGUGGAAACAACGAAGGAUUUAAAAAUUCAAAGGAAAGAUCCAUCCUCACCUUUGUAUAGCGUCAAAUCAUUUGAAGCGCUUCACCUUAAACCAGCUUUAUUAAAAGGAGUAUAUGCUAUGGGAUUCAAUGCUCCAUCUAAAAUUCAAGAAACUGCAUUACCUACUUUACUAGCUGACCCACCUCAGAAUAUGAUUGCUCAGUCACAGUCUGGAACUGGUAAAACUGCAGCAUUUGUGUUGGCAAUGCUUAGCAGAGUUGAUACUAAUAAGAAUUAUCCUCAAGUACUUUGUUUAUCACCAACUUACGAAUUAGCUAUACAAACAGGAGAAGUAGCAGCAAAAAUGUCUGCAUUUUGUAAUGAAAUCAAAAUAAAAUACGCUGUUAGAGGAGAAGAAAUAAGUCGUGGAUCGAAAAUCACGGAACACAUCAUCAUAGGAACACCAGGAAAAGUUUUAGACUGGGCUGUUAAAUUCAAAUUUUUUAAUUUGAACAAAAUAUCAGUUUUUGUUUUAGAUGAGGCAGAUGUAAUGAUUGCAACACAAGGUCAUCAAGAUCAGUGUAUUCGAAUUCAUAAGCAACUUCCACGUACAUGCCAAAUGAUGUUUUUUUCUGCAACAUAUGAACCGGAAGUAAUGAAAUUUGCAGAAAUUAUAGUUAAUAAUCCUUUAAUAAUAAGAUUAUUAAAAGAAGAAGAGAGUUUAGAUAACAUUAAGCAAUAUUAUGUCAAAUGCAAGGACUUGGAUGAAAAAUAUACAGCCAUUACUAAUAUCUAUGGUGUAAUAACAAUAGGGCAAGCGAUCAUUUUUUGUCACACUAGGAAAACAGCUAACUGGUUAGCAGAAAAAAUGACGAAAGAUGGACAUGCGGUAGCCGUUUUAUCUGGUGAACUAACAGUUGAACAAAGAAUAUCCGUUUUGGAUCGAUUUAGAGCUGGUCUUGAAAAAGUUCUCAUCACGACAAACGUUUUAGCAAGAGGAAUCGAUGUCGAACAAGUGACAAUAGUAGUCAAUUUCGAUCUACCGAUGGACCAAAAUCGGCAAGCUGAUUGUGAAACAUACUUACACAGAAUUGGCCGAACAGGAAGGUUUGGUAAAUCUGGAAUUGCCAUUAAUUUAAUUGACUCACCACACGCAAUGGAAUUAUGUAAAGACAUAGAGAAACAUUUUGGAAAAAGAAUACACUAUCUCGAUGCGGAUGAUGCGGAUGAAAUAGAAAAAAUUGGAGCUUAAAUUAAUCCAUAAAAAAUAUAAUUAUGCUUUUGACAUUUAAUAUGAUAGAUAUAUUGUAAUACUUGCGAAGAGAAUAGACCUUUGUAUUCUUAAUACCAAUUCUUUGUAUUUCUUUUCCAAUAGCACAUAUUACCGACAAAUGUCAUAUCUAUAAUUUAUUUUACGAUUUUAUAAAUAUUGAUUAUUUUAUACCGCACCUAAACGUGGCAAUUGGAUCAGGAAUAUUAUAGAAUUCAAAAGUAUACAAAAUAAAAGAAUAUUUUUGUAUAAUACA